AUGUCUCUUACAACGGCCAUUGGAACUUCUCAGCCAGCAUCAUAUGCACAAACUCAGAUCGAAUGCUUUGCAGUCGAUAACACUCUGAGCGACCGUACCACUGACGUUUGGGGCGGAAACAAAAUGGCGACCGCUCAAAGCACGAACACAACCGGAACGAUAGCCUGGAACAAUGCCUUCGUGCCAUUGACUUUGAUAAUCCCGACAUUCACACUGCCAACUGCUAGUACGGUGGAGGCUGGUACAGUAUCUGACUUGCCUGCUCCUACACAACUUGGUCCUACGAGACCUGCUGAAGCGUCUGGAAAUGUGGCAUCUUCGGCAACAAUUCGAGGACUAGGCUUAUGGUAUUUGCUUCUACUCAUCGCGACGAUUAUUUGUGAAAGUCUAUGA
Penicillium arizonense is the source of this 393-nucleotide messenger RNA. RefSeq lists its product as uncharacterized. The record is from RefSeq and is a predicted model, not a curated record. Bases 1 to 393 code for a protein of 130 amino acids. The transcript has 3 exons. NCBI's taxonomy places the organism in Eukaryota, Fungi, Ascomycota, Eurotiomycetes, Eurotiales, Aspergillaceae.